Molecule: messenger RNA, 1443 nt
Organism: Podospora anserina S mat+
Lineage: Eukaryota; Fungi; Ascomycota; Sordariomycetes; Sordariales; Podosporaceae
Exons: 6
Coding region: 1-1443 (480 amino acids)
Biological process (GO): peptidyl-serine dephosphorylation
Cellular component (GO): protein phosphatase type 2A complex; cytosol
Molecular function (GO): protein phosphatase regulator activity; protein binding
Source: RefSeq, a predicted model, not a curated record
AUGGUAGACACAGAAGCGAACGUACCGACAUGGAAGUUCACCCAGUGCUUCGGUGAUAAGGGAGACGUUGAGGAUAUCACGGAAGCCGACAUCAUCUCGACGGUCGAAUUCGAUCACACCGGCAACUAUCUUGCAACUGGCGACAAGGGUGGCAGAGUUGUGCUCUUCGAGCGUAAUGAGACGAAAAAAACGUGCGAAUACAAGUUCCAUACAGAGUUUCAGUCUCACGAGCCCGAGUUCGAUUACCUCAAAUCGUUGGAGAUUGAGGAGAAGAUCAACAAGAUCAAGUGGUGCCGACGACAGAACGCCUCACACUAUUUACUCUCGACCAACGACAAGACGAUCAAGCUAUGGAAGGUUUUUGAAAAGUCACUGAAGGUUGUGGCCGAAAACAAUCUCUCGCACGAUGCCACCCCGGCGAACGUUCAUGGGGGAGGCGGCGCCCCUCGCGCCCUUCCCACCGCCCAAUUUCGGUCCGCGAAUGAUCUGAAGCUGCCGAGACUAACUCACCACGAUACUGUCGUGGCGGCUGUGCCUCGGCGGACAUAUGCCAACGCCCAUGCGUAUCAUAUUAACAGCAUCUCAGUCAAUAGUGACGGCGAAACCUUUAUUAGCAGCGACGAUCUGCGCAUCAACCUCUGGAACCUGAAUAUUCAAGACCAGAGCUUCAACAUUGUUGACAUCAAGCCCGCAAAUAUGGAGGAGUUGACUGAAGUCAUCACAGCGGCGGAGUUUCAUCCGACCAGCUGCAACUGGUUCAUGUAUGCCAGUUCCAAGGGCACUAUCAAGCUGGCAGACAUGCGUGAGCGGGCUCUAUGUGACCAGCACGCCAAGAUGUUUGAACAGGAGGAAGAUCCGUCCUCCCGCUCAUUCUUCUCUGAGAUUAUCUCGUCCAUCUCGGAUGUUCGCUUCUCAUACGACGGCAAAUACAUCCUCUCCCGCGAUUAUUUGACUGUGAAGAUUUGGGACGUCGCCAUGGAGAGGCAGCCGAUCAAAACCAUUCCGAUUCACGAGCAUCUCAGACCGAGGCUCUGUGACACGUACGAGAAUGAUAGCAUUUUCGACAAGUUUGAGGUGGUGUUUUCGGGCGAUGGAAAGAAUGUCAUGACAGGAAGCUACAACAACAACUUCAUGAUAUAUCCUUCAGACCCGGAGAAGGAGGUUGAAGUGGUUCUUCAGGCCGACAAAUCUGCUUUCAAGGCCAAGAAAGUUGGCGUGCCCACUCCCAUCAACUCAUCAACAAGCCCGACAGCUAAUGGAAAGAAGGGGGGAUCGCGCGCCGGAAGCCCAGCAGCUCCGGGGCAGGGUCAACGCAUGCGUAAGGAAACGGAUGCUGACCAGAUCGACUUCAACAAGAAGAUUCUUCACAUGAGCUGGCAUCCCUUUGAAGACAGCAUUGCAAUUGCGGCUACCAACAACUUAUUUGUUUUUUCUGCUCUUUGA